Dentiscutata erythropus is the source of this 156-nucleotide messenger RNA. The record is from the annotation of a GenBank genome assembly. NCBI's taxonomy places the organism in Eukaryota, Fungi, Glomeromycota, Glomeromycetes, Diversisporales, Gigasporaceae.
AAUGGCUCCCCGGAAGUUAUUGCAGAAGGUGUUGAAGUUCUAGAAUUAGAUCCAUGCUCAAAGUGUAAAGAAGAGCUUUUUUUGUACGAACUUAAAAAACCAUUUACCAUACUCAUUUGUGGCCAUAUAUUUCACCGUAGCUGUCUUGAGGAUUAU